Clonostachys solani is the source of this 1503-nucleotide messenger RNA. The record is from the annotation of a GenBank genome assembly. Lineage: Eukaryota; Fungi; Ascomycota; Sordariomycetes; Hypocreales; Bionectriaceae.
AUGGCUCUCAUGGCUCGAAUAGCCCAGACUAAAUGCUGUAUUAUUUGCGGCCAUGAAGUCCUUCGGCCGAGACUCACGGACGAAGACAUUCCGGCAUUGGCGUGGAAGCAAAGAUAUCGCAUUGUUUAUCAAGAUCGUCAGUUUUCCACAAGAUUAAGCGGCUUAGCCUCUCACCGUGAUGCCCGAGGGCGUUCCUGGUAUGCACCAUGGGAUCACGACGAUACUCGCGAAUAUUCGGGCAUCACUAACCUGCCGUCCCAUGAAUCAAUCCGCGUGAUGGACUAUCAUUCUGCCUCUGAGGAUUAUCUGCGAUAUGGAUUUCCUGCGCACGAGAAUUGCUGGUCCCUGCUGCAAAAAGCUUAUUCCCCAGCCCCCGUUCCCUACGACAUGAUCUUCAACGUCUGCAAGUCGCUGGAGGGACCGCAACCUCAUAGAAUUCUCGACUGGGGUCACGAUUAUGGGGGCGCAUUGCAGGUCACUUAUGGUGAUAGAAUUCAAGGCCGUAACGUGGAUGACAGGCGUGAUGCUCCUGAAUUUUUCAAUCAAGAUCCCUGUUCUUCUGAGGACAUUGAGGGUCUUCUUCGUCAGAGUUCCGAAACACCGCCUUCAGGUGCUGAAGUCUCCCCUGAGAUUAGCCUUUUGAACGAUUGCUUGAGUUUAUUAUCAUCUGAUGUGCGCUUUUUGGUUGCAAAUCUGCUUCCAACAGCUGAUCUCCUUGCCUUGCGGCUCGCGUCGAGGGCAUUCUACUUCAUAUUUCACCAACAGUCUUUUUGGGCGCUGAAAUUCACCCCCGGUGGAGAUAAAGAUUGGUUGUUUGAGGCGAUAGGAAUUGCAAAGGUUCGAAGAGUUGAUUGGAGAUCACUCUACAAAACCACGAGUCAGCUCGAGCGGCUUCCACAAAGUCUUCGCAAUAGAUCGAGGAUUUGGAACCUCGCCAAGCUCAUCAGGGACGCGACACCAUCUUCACCGAUCGAAUCUGCUACAAGGCCCUCUAUAUUUGGCCCUGAUUGUGAGUUUGAUGUUUGGGCCUCUGUGACUACCAGCCAACAGGAUGCAGCACGAUCAUCCGAGAACGGUCCCAAAUUAAAGCUUCCUAGGCAAAGGUUUCAGCUCCCUGGUCCACUGGAGGAGAUCCAAGUGUACUUUGUCCGGCUUGGUCCAGUUGAAUUCAUCUCUGGCAUCACGUUUCUUAUGACUUCUAGCAGGAGCAGGCACAUAGGGUACAAAUCAGGGUCAGUACGCAGGCUCAAGUUGCGCGAGGACCCAAUUGGCUUCAAUCUGAAGCUCGAGUACUUGGGCAUUAUUUCCGUUCAGGCGGUGUACUCCAAUGGAGAUAUGUCAGACUGGCUCGGAGUCGGUCUUGAUAUGCCAACAACGAGGAGGCUUGUACUCCAUGACAAGAUUACUGCGGUUGAAGGCGUGUUUGAUGUCUGUACGUCCCUUUCUAAUCAUUGGUUGAUAAAGCUUACGAAGAGCCUUUUUCUUUUUAGGGAUUUAAAUUGA